This is a messenger RNA of Eimeria maxima, 4638 nucleotides long. RefSeq lists its product as hypothetical. Lineage: Eukaryota; Apicomplexa; Conoidasida; Eucoccidiorida; Eimeriidae. Gene Ontology annotation, biological process: negative regulation of cell adhesion. Bases 1 to 4638 code for a protein of 1545 amino acids. The transcript has 3 exons. Gene Ontology annotation, cellular component: plasma membrane. The record is from RefSeq and is a predicted model, not a curated record.
AUGGGGUGGGCAGUAAUAGGUACAAUAGCAGCAAGAGCAGCAGCAACAAUAGGAGGAGGUGCAGCAGCAGCAGGAAGGAAGCUAGCAGCAUCAGGAGAAAAAUAUGCAUAUUAUAAUCCAAUUGCUGAGCAUUCUUCUUCUUCUCUUCCUUCCUCUGCAUGCGAAGGUCUUAUUGUCCCUGACUACGAGGACGAUGUCUUCUAUGCUGAUGAUGAUCCUGCUGCUGCUGCUGCUGCUGCUGUUUAUGAUGAUGCUGCUAGGUAUUUAGUUCAUAAAAAGGCAAGAAGAGCAGCAAGAGAUGCAGCAAAAGAAGCUAUUGCUGCAGCAAGAGAUGCAGCAACUAAUACACCAGCAGCAGCAGCAGCAGCAAGUGAUGAGGAUACACAACAACAGCAGCAGCAACAGCAACAGCAGCAACAGCAGCAACAACAAACAACAGCAACAAUAACAGAAGAAGAAGCACAAAGAGCAGCAGAAGCAGUAGAGACAGCAGCAGCAGAAGCAGCAGAUGCAACAGCAGCAGCAGAAGCAGCAGCAACAGCAGCAGGAGAUAGAGCUAUACUAUUACUACACGAGAUACAAAAUCUGUGGGGUGUAGGGGAGGACGUGCUGCAGCAGCUAGAUGAAGGUCAUCGUCUUCCUGCUGCUGUUGCUAUAUUACGUGUUGCUGCUGCUGAAUUAUCCUCUGUUGCUGCUGCAGCAGCAGCAGCAAAUGUCUCCUUACAGCCACAGCUAGAGGAGACAGUCAUGCUGCUGCUGCGGGGGGCAAGGCAGGUACAGAGGAGAUGGGGAGGUAGCUGCAGCAUGAUUAAUAGUGAUACAUGCAGCAGCAGCAGCAGUCCUACUACUGCAACAACAACCAGCAGCAGCAGCAGCAGCAGCAGCGGCAGCAGCAUCAGAAGAAGCAGCAGCAGCAGCAGCAGCAGCAACAGCAGCAGCAACACGAAUAGGGAGAUGAGGAAUAUUAUGAAGUAUUUAGUUACAUUAAGGGACGGAGAAUUUACUUAUACAAGGAGCAACAGGGGAGAAGAGGAGGAGGAAGAAGAAGAGGAGGAGGAGGAGGAGGAGGAAGAAGGAGAGGGGGGGAGAGGACUGACAACAAUAGAGGCAGCAGCAGCAGCAGCACGAGCAGUAAAUGCAGCAGCAGCAGCAGCAGCAGCACGUGGUACAUUACCAACAUCACCAACAGGAGUAUCAGGAGCAACAGCAAGAGGAAGAAGAAGAGGAGAAGCAGCAGCAGCAGCAGCAGCAGCAGGAGCAGGAGCAGGAGCAGGAGCAGGAGAAGAAGCAGUAGCAAAUAAGACAAGAAGAAGAGGAAGGAGACACAGAGGAUUAUUAGGUAGUCCUCCUGGUGUAGAGACAAGCAGCGCAGGUCUCCUUAAUAGUUCAUUUGCUGCUGCUGCUGCAGCAAAUGCAGUUGCUGCUGCAGCGCAGCAAGCAACUAGUUACUAUGAUACCUUCUAUGCAUAUCCAGUUAUGCAGGCAGCAGGAUAUCAGCAAUCAGGGGCAGAAGGAUGGCAGCAGCAGCAGCAGCUGUAUCUGCUGCAGCAUCAGCAACAACUAAUGCAGCAGCAACUGUUAUUGCAGCAGCAGCAGAUAUUGUUGCAGCAGCAGCAGCAAUUGCUGCUGUGGGGUGUCUAUGGACCUGUAGCACAUAAUAUAAUAAUAUCUCCUUUCUUUGCAAAUGUAGCAGCAGCAGCAAAUGCAGCAGCAGCAGCAAAUGCAGCAGCAGCAGCAAAUGCAGCAGAGAUGAGACACCAGAGGGACCCGCGCAUGCGUACAUCAAGACGUACAAGAGAUGUAGCAACUGCAGCAGUUGCAGCAGCAAAUGCAGCAACUGCAGCAAGUCAAGCAAGUGCAGCAGCAGCAAGAGAAGCAGCAGCAGCAGCAGUAACAGGUGAUGAUACACUAAGCAUAACAAGUAGUAGCGCAACAUCAAGCAGCACAGGCAGCAACAGCAGCAACAACAGCAGCAACAACAGCAGCAACAGCAGCAGCAACAGCAGCAAGAGCAGCAAGAGCAGUGGUAGUUCAGCAACAAGUACAAGUACAAGAAACACAUCAACAAGAAGCGGCAACACUAGCUACACCAGCAGCAACAGCAGCAACAGCAGCAGCAACAGCAGCAGCAGCAGCGGGAGCUACUCCCUUGAUAGUAUGAUCAUGAGUAGGGCAGCAAGAGAAGAAGAAGAAGAAUUUCUUUUUAUAGAUGAUGAUGAUGAUGAUGAUGAUUGGCAUCCUUUUGUACGAGCAGAGGUAAUAGAGGAAGAAGAGGAGGAGGAGGAGGAGGAGGAGGAGGAAGGAGGAGGAGGAGGAGCAGCAGCAGCAGGAGCAGCAGCAGCAGGAGCAGGAGGAGGAAGAAAUAGAUUAUAUAGAGCAAGAAAAAGAAAAGAAGAAGCAGAUGCAGCAGCAGCAGCAGCAGAUCAAUUAUUUGCUGCAGCAACUAUAAGCAGAGCUGCUGUGUCUGAGGCAACAGGGGCAUUAAUAAAGUAUAGAGUAAAUAUAUUAUUAGAUAAGCAAGCAGCAGCAGCAGCAGCAGCAGCAGCAGCAACUGCAGCAAAUAUUGCUGCUGCUUCUAAUAUACAACAUGAUUAUUCAUUACCAUCUACUCCUUCCUCAUCUAUUUCUUUCCUUCCUUUUUAUUAUUCAUUAGUCCCUCCUGUGUCUCCUCUCUCUUCUUCUUCUUCUUCUUCUGCUGCAGCAGCAGAUCCAGCAGCAGCAACAGCAGCAGCAGCAGCAGCAACAGAAGAAGAAGAAGAAGGAGAAGGAGACAAAGCAGCAGCAGCAGCAGCAAACAGGGAUGCGCAGCAAGCAUUACUUGAUGUAUUUGCUGCACUGCAGCAGCAAAGAGCAACACAGCUACUUAGAUAUAGAUCAACAGCAGCAGCAAUAAGAUCAGUAGAGGCAGCAGCAGGAGCAUAUAUAAUAUCUUCUGUUGCUUCUCCAUCAGUAGUAGCAGCAGCAGCUGCUGCUGAGCGUCGUCGUCAUACUCCACCAGCAGCAGCAGCAGCAGCAGCAGCAGCAGCAGCAGGUACUGCUGCUCCUCAUCCUCCUAUGCUCGUACAGCUCAGCGAAUUAUUCAGCAGCAGCAGCAGCAGCAAGCAGCGUCUUAAGACUUCGCUGCAGCAAUUGGAGCAUAUUAGGCAGCUGCAGCAAAUGCAGCAAAUGCAGCAUGCGCAGCAGCAGCAGCAGCAGCAGCAGCAGCAGCAGCUAGAGGGAUUAAAUAGUAGACAAAGAAGAAGAUUAAGGAGACAGCAGCAGCAUGCACUGCAUGACCAAAAGCUUCCUGCACAUCAAGAACAGGAAAGGAUAAUGCAGCAGCAGCACCAGCAGCAGCAGCAGCAGCAGCAGCAGCAACAGCAGCACCAGCAGCAAGAAGAAGAAGAAGAGGAAGAAGACGACGAAGAAGAUCUAACAUCUCUUAGUCGUAUAUCUGGCUCGACACAAGAAUAUGAUGAGCAAGCAGCAGCAGCAGCAGCAGCAGCAGCAGCAGCAGCAGCAGCAAAUGAAUCAGAUACAGAGAGCGGCUAUGAUGAAAUCCCCGUGACCCCUGGCCUUGAUUACUUUGAUGAUGAGUUAGCUGAUCUUGCUGCUGCUGCUGCAGCAGCAGCAGAUGAUGAUGAUUAUCCUGCUGCAUAUAUUCCUCGUACUCCUUCUCCCUCUGGUGCAGCAGCAGCACGAGCACCAGCAGCAGCAACAAUAACACAAGCAGAAGAAGGUUAUAUUCGUUCUCCUCCUGCAGCAGCAGCAAGACAUGCUGCUGCUGGUAGUCUAUUGUAUAGACCUCCUUCUGCUGCUGCUGCUGCUGCUGCAGCACGUAUAAGUCGUGGUAAUCGUCCUCCUUCUUUUGCUGCAGUUGCUGCUGGUCGUACCCGUCAUCCUGUAGGAAGAACAGCAGCAGCAGCAGCAGCAGGUGUUGAUUCUUAUUGGUUCUUCCCUGAUAAUAAGGAAGCAGCAGCAGCAGCAGCAGAAGCAGCAACACAGGACCUGCAUGAUGCAGCAGCAGUAAGGGAGGUAUGGGGCCCCUCUGCGGUGUAUCUUGAGCCUCUGCAGCAAGUACCUACAUGGGAGGAUCCUGCUGCAGCAGCAGAAGCAGCAGCAGCAGCAGCAGGAGUUGAAGGUGACGUAAAUGGUGAUAAAGAUGAUGCUGGCAGCAGCUGCAGCAGCAGCAGGUGCAGCAGCAGCAGGAGCAGCACCAAGAAAGAAGAAGAAGAAGAAGAACAAGAUAAUACCUCUCCUUCUUGGCUCUCCUCCUCCCUUCGUGUACUAAGAAGACCAUUAAUAAGCGUAAGACCUCCGCAGCAGGACGAUUCACCUCCGCAGACACCUGAGGAGGAGGAGCAGCAGCAGCAGCAGCAGCGGCAGCAGCUAAAGCAGCAACUUAGACAUAUGCGACGUGCUGCACAACAAAGCCAUCAGGUGCAACAGCAGCAGCAAAGACAACAGGAACAGCAACAGCAGCAACAGCAGCAGCAGCAACAGCAGCAACAGGAGCAGGAAGGGCAGCAAGAGGAGGCGCAGCAACAGCAGCAGGAGGAAGACGACGAGCAGCAAGACGAAGAGCAGCAAGACGAACUGCAGCAACAGCAGCAGCAGGAGCUGCUCGAGAAGCAAGAGGAUCAAGCACAGAUGCAGUAA